This is a messenger RNA of Siniperca chuatsi (mandarin fish), 4896 nucleotides long. RefSeq lists its product as uncharacterized. Lineage: Eukaryota; Metazoa; Chordata; Actinopteri; Centrarchiformes; Sinipercidae. The coding region runs from base 273 to 1133 and encodes 286 amino acids. The record is from RefSeq and is a predicted model, not a curated record. The transcript has 17 exons.
GUGUAUUUGCUUUGAUGACGACAGAACUGCAGGUUCGGGCAGGGUGGGUGUGUGACGCGCCGUGUUAGAGGAGUAUCCUGAGCUCCCAGCUCUCAGUCAUUCACGCAGACUCUCUCUCUCACACACACACACACACACACAAGAGAUAUAGCUCACCAGUGCCCACACACACAAAGGGAAAGGAGACAUCAGCAAGAGAUCAGAGGUAACAAAAAAAGGAGCUGUGAAGUACGAAAAUAAAAAGAGUGCAACAGGAGACAGAAAGAGAAAAUAUGACAAUUGGCAAGAACUCCAGGAAAAGCUCUGUGCGGAGCUCAAUCCGGGCCCCAAAGUUUCUGGACAAAGCCAAUGGCUUCUACGGUCGCCUUGAUGAGCCUGAGGCCGCCAGAGAAGGGGAGGAGGUGAGGGGAAAAGAAGUGGAGGAGGGGUGGAACGGGACAGAGGACAGCAACAGACAGGGGGGAGUCGAGAGCAGCCCGAGCCCAAGUGUGGUGCACAUUUCUGGGGCAGAUGAGAGGGAAGAAGCAGAGAUGUUUGACUUCAAUGAAGAGAUGAUGGAAGACGACGGGGAGACUCUCCUCCGGAGGAAACCCAGCCGCCGCAGCAGCAGGUGGAGAAGGAGCUCCAGGAGGAAGCAGAAGGAGGUGAGAGCCGAGGAGGACGCGGCCCAAGAUGAGAGGCCCCGCCUGGGCACAGAGAGUCCAGUUGACCCACACGUCUUGGAUGACACCAGGGUGAUAAUCGAGGUAGAGAUGGAGAAGCUGAAGAAGAUGGGGGAAGAGAAUGAGAAGGCAGGAAGCGGCAAGGAGCCCACGCUUGUUCACUUCCCGGUUCGGGAAGAGGCGGACGACCAGGUCCUGAUCCGAGACAAGAAGAGAGGGAGAGACGAGGAGGGUGAGGAGGAGAGGAGGAUGAGGAGGGAGCAAGAGGAGGGGAUGAAGGUGGUGAAGAGGAACACGAUGAAGAAUUACCGCAAGGCCUUGGACCGAGCCUUUCGUCGCGGCUGGGAGGCCUUCAUCACCAACCUCUACAGCAUCACGCUCACACCUGAGACAUCGUCCUCACCGUCAUCUUCUUCACCUUCGUCAAAGCAGAAACAUCAACACAACUCUGUAUUAGCUGAGUUUCAGUAGAGCUGGAAAGCGACAUGGACGAUAGAAUGAGCCCCUUUCUGAUAUUUUGUUUGUUUAAAUCAUGAAUAUGCAGCAUUUCCACUAAUACUGAAUUGUGAUGGCCAAUCUUGCCUGUAUGACAUUUACCAUGCCAUCAGUGGGGACUUUCAUAGUCACAUGAUGUGUUUGUGUCAUGCAUAAGGCCUCAGAAACAUUAAUUAUUUAUGUUAGUUACUGUCUUAAUUACUCAUCAUAAAGUUCACUGCCUUGUCUCAUGAUGGUGUACAUUUGCACACAGACUGCAGGUAUUCAAUUUUACAUUAUGAGCUGGGAGAGCCAGCUGAGGAUUUUCCAUUCAAGUCAGUCCCACUGACUUGAAUGGAAAAGUCCCAUCUUUAUGUGACUGAGUUCAGCUGCUUUUGGUCCCCUUCUACUAUGUUACUCUGUAUUUCAGAUUUUAAACAGUGACGUGAGAACGUCUUAACAUCUUAGCUCCUUACAUCCGGUCCACUAUUAAGAGCUUGGAGCACAAAUAAUAUCAGCUUCCUUUGGUUUAGCACUAUGAAACUACUAAAGCGUUGAUGUGUAACAAAAAGGAAUGGACAUUUUCAACUCUAUAGCGAUGACUGAUUAGUGGACUUUAGUUCUGGAGAUAUUCACAUUUCUGUAUGUUAAUCAGUGCCAUUUAUUGUUGUCUGGUGAAGGUUAUUUAACCUGAAGGGACAGGACAGGAGAAUGUAUGCAUGUGUGUGCAUUUGAGAGAGAGAAAUUGAAUAUUUUUAUAGCCUGGUUAUAAAUCAGCACUAAACACAGUAAUAGGACCCACUGUAUGUCUUUUGAUUGUUACCAUUGCAGCUGCACAUCACGUUUGUUAUACACAUUCCCAUUUGAAAAGAGAGGUUUUAGGAGCCUAAAACGUCAGUCAUUGGGACUGUGAAGAACAAAACAGUAUUUAAGAACUAACUAUAACUUCAGUAUCAACGUGCAACUGGGGACAUGAAGACAUGAUGUAAGUUAUUCAGAUACAGAUACUCAGUGUAUUAAUGAUUGACCCUCAUUAAAAUGAAAAAUGUAAUGUUUACAAUAGACCUGCUGUAACUUUCUGUUAUCCACUAUGUAUCUGGCUUUUAUAUUACCUCAAGUGUACUCAGUAAUUCUUGCAGACUAGACUGAACAGCUGUAUAUAGUGAUUAUCUUUGUUAAUUUUUAUAAAAACUCAUUUUGUAUCCUAAUCAAAGCUUCUGAGGUCAUGAACCAUAACAAGAAGCACUUUUCUGAGUAAAUAAAGACUUAAUAUAUUUUACUGGUUGUAUUUUCAUAUUGAGUACAGAUCUGUCUGGAUUUUAAUUAGCUUAUGCCAGAGUCAGUAUUAUAUGGAUGAAACAGAUUGAAUGAGAUGUAAAACACAGCAUCACAUCAUCAUGUGAGAUCGCCAUAGCAACUGUAACCAUGACACUACUAGCAGCGUCAAAAAGUGACCAAUGAAAAUACUAAUACAAGAUGAAGAUUUAGCUUUAACCUGCUGAACUUGUGAAUAUUGAAUAUUGUAUGUAAAUGUAUAGUUUUCUAAUCUAACUAUAAACUAAUAUUUGAACUCUUACAUUUCAACAAAGAAUAUUUUAUCUUCGAAUCUUACUCUUACAGUAUGGUAUAUUUACAGAUGUUCACUAUGGGGCCAUCAGCUGAUACUGUAUAUAUAGUAAAUAGAAUAACAGAAAGUAGUAGAAGUAUUAGACUGCACAUGAUACAUACCACAACACAGUGGUUCAAAGUUCAGUUUAAUUGUCACUUCAACAAAAAACCCCACCUGAGAUGAAACUUUGUUUCCACAGGACCAGUCCUAUAGGGUCAAAACUUCAGCUAAAGAAACUUGAGGGUAAAGAACAACUUUAUUAUGAGACCAACAUGUUUCGGCUUAGCCUUCAUACUACAAGUGAAGUGUGAAAUCCCACCUCUGUGUCUACAGGAAGACCAACAAAACACAAAAAGAGCAUGUGUAGAGCUGUUUGCAAUAAAAGAUCUAAGUUUGAAUUCAAAUAAAGUGCACAUGGCAAAAGAUAAAAUAAGACAUAAAGCUAUACAUACUACUAGGUAGAAAUAAAAGUGAUCUGAGGUGACUAGCUCUAUGUGUGUGUUUGUGUUCAUCUUAUAAACAUAUAGGUAUAUAUAUACAGUAUGUUCAUUUUUUCCAUGUAUUUUUAAAAGAAUGAAGAGAACAAGCAACUUAAUGACAGGUGAUAAAAUGUGAUUAUUUUUGAAAAAGCAGAUGUACACAGCAGAAACUUCUGUAAAACUGAAAGAAAAAACAUGUGGCUCAUAUUCUUUUAUUAUUAAAUCAUUUUCAGCUUCGCUUAUUUUGAUACUAAUUUCCACAGUUUCAUGGUCAAUAAAUCUUACGUUGGUUCAUAGGGAAGAAAAUGCUCUUAAGCAGUCUGGUAGUCUGACAUAUUGUGCACAAGCCAUGCACUUUCAGUAUCUUUGCUGCCACCUCGUGAAAUUGACAUAUAUUGCUUUUUCUUAACGGAAAUGACGUAGUAAAAGAAACCCUGUACACUUUCUUCAAUUUCGUCUUCAGGUGUAAGCUUCAAGUCUUCGCUCUGCAAGCGGUGAGUUUAGCAUAUUUCUUUGUGAAGUUUAAAUUUUCCAAAGCUAAAUGUAGCCCAUGGAAAGGUUAGAGUCGGCUUCCUGGUGAAAGUUUGCCGGGUGGGAGGAGUCUUUCGGCGGGAGAUAAAAAGGAGUUGGACCGGUUUCUUCUUCCACUUCCUCCUCUCGUCUGGCCGAGAUGGGGAGGAAAGAUCCAGAAGCUGCUUGCUGCAAAAGUCUAACUUCAGAACAUGGCGUAACUCUUUACAUAAGGUUGGUCCGUACUGGCCACUCUCUAAACUCUUCAAAGCAGCUGAGGUGGGAGUUGGACAAGAAGUUUGAGAGGAUGCCACGGGGACGUCUCAACAUAGCCUUUUUGAGUAGAUACUUGAAGAGGAAGGCACCUGUUGAAAUCUCAUGAUGAUGCGUUGGUCACUUCAGCAGCAUGCUUGAGAUGCUCUAGUUGAAGGUACAUGACGUUGGAUGUUUCAGAAGAUGCUGCACUCUAACACAUUUGCCCAGGGCCAAGCUGCCUAUCAAACAGGCUCUCUGGACAAGAUGACCUAGUUUGCGAUCAGUGCUGAACUGAGAGGGCAAGGAGGUCAUCAGGAUUUCCCAAGCUUGUCUGAGUUGAGGAAUUAAAACUUGUCAUUCACACUAGUCAAACUGGAUUGACUGACCCUGUUCACUUGUUGCAGGGUUGGUGAUGCUGUCCGACUACUGUCAGAAACAACCGCACUGAGACACCUGGGACUGCUGCAGGUGUAAGGUGACCUGCUGGAGUUCUGAUGGAGGGGGAGGGCUAGCUGUCUGACGGCAUGAAGUCCUCACACGGUCUUGAUCUUGUUCUCACUGUCAGCCCAGCUUGAGUCGAGCUGGAUCCACUACCUAUUUCGGGUGCAAUGACUCUGGUGCCAUCAGCCAUCUCAUGCUGCGGACAUGCUCAAGAUGCCUCAAAUUAUAUCUGAAAUGUUUACGUGCUUAUGUACAACUUGAUUUCCAGUGACAGAACCCAGCACGAAUUCAUUUCUGCCAAUAGCUCAUCCUAAAUGUUACACACUGGACCAACACUUAAUGUAUUGCGCUAACUGAGCAACAGGGCUGCUGUGAACUGAACUAUUGUAAUGGCUGUUUGAAGAUUUAUGUGCAUUUUGAGAACUGGGACAGUGACUGUAAAUUGCAAAUAAAGGACUUAAGUACA